GAAAAGCGAAGCAGAUUGUUGCUUAGACCAAUACUUGAAUUGCAAUGUGGUCCUAGUAGAUGGACCGCUUCACAAGAUCCUUAGAUCAGUGAACUUUCCGCUUAACAUGAAGGUUGAUCAAGAGCAAGUCCCCACUAUGGCUGACAUGUUAGGUGUUUUUCCAGCCUACAAUCAAGUUCGUGAAACGAGUCUAGCUGCAUCAGAUCUCACUUCAAGCUCAUCUAACACACAAAACACUUCAUCAUCUUAUUCGAGUUCAGCAUCCACAACAACUGAGCAUGGCCGCCAAAAGACUCCCCCUCCGGUUGUAAAGUGCAGACCUCCUUGCCCAAGGCAGUAUUCGAAAUCACAACAGUUGACUCAGAUUCCUGACUUUGAGAUCAAGGCACCAGCUCGCAAAUCGAUAUCUCAGUCUACAAAAGAAAGAACAGACCAAAAUGGCAAUCAUUUAAGAGUUAAAGAUGAUAUGGCAAGAAAUUUAGAUAUGAAGAGAGAAACCGAAACAAUACCAUAUGCCUCAAGACUAGACCAAAGAGAGAGGAAUCAAAAAGAGUAUAGACAACAAACUACAAGAAGGGCAUCUUUUAGUCACACAAAUACUUCACUUAUAGACAGGACAUCAAGCAUAAGAAGGGAAAUGUCUCUAUCACUAAAAGAGCCACCUACACCGCCCCCUCUUUGUUCCAUCUGCAAGCAUAGUGUUCCAGUUUUCGGUAGAUCACCACGAAAGUUCAGCCAUGAAGAGAUUGAGAAAGCAACCGCUGGAUUUUCAACAAGCAACUUCUUGGCGGAAGGUGGAUAUGGUAAAGUAUAUAGAGGCGUUUUGAACGAUGGACAAGUUGUUGCGGUCAAAAAACGUAAGAUGGUUAGUGCACAAGGUGCAGCUGAGUUUUGUUCUGAAGUUGAAGUGUUGAAAUGUGCACAACACAAGAAUCUAGUCAUGUUGAUUGGUUACUGCAUUGAGAAGGAGUGGCUACUUGUAUAUGAGUUUGCUUGUUAUGGGUCUUUAGACAAACACUUAUAUGGUAACUUGAAUGAGGUGAUGACUUGGGAGAAUAGAAUGAAGGUUGCAUGUGGUGCAGCAAGAGCUUUAAGAUAUCUUCAUGAAGAUUGUCGUGUUGGUUGCAUAAUACAUAGAGAUUUUCGGCCUAACAAUAUACUUUUAACACAUGAUUUUGAACCAAUGGUAGGAGACUUCGGUUUGGCUAGAUGUCAACAAGAUGGACAACUAGAGGAAGAAACGCGAGUUGUUGGCGCAUUCGGUUACUUGGCUCCUGAGUAUACACAAACUGGUUUAAUAACCGAGAAAGCCGAUGUAUAUGCAUUUGGGGUCGUCCUUUUGGAGAUUUUAACUGGCAUCAAGGCUAUUGAAUUCUCAAGAACCUCUAGGAAGCAAUACUUUUCCGAAUGGGGUCGACGUGUACUUUUGGAGGGACAGGCAUGUGUAGAAAUGAUUGAUCCUAGGUUAGCAAACAAGUAUGAUAUGAAAGAAGUGGAGUACAUGAUGUAUGCAGCCAGUUUAUGUAUAUCACCUAACCCUGAACAAAGGCCAAGGAUGUCUAAGGUCUUGAGAAUAUUGGAAGGGAAUUUUCAAAUUGAAAUACUUAAUCAUCAUCAAGAACAAUCUCCCACCAUCUUUGUAAAACCAAGUUUAGAAAGCUAUAAUUCAAUCACGGAUGCAUCGUUAAAGAAGCAAGAAAAAAAUCAGCGUCAAAAACCAAUACGGGUUGUUACAAAACUAAGUUCACUAUCACUCAAAUUGGAAGAUCACCAAGAUGCCAUUCUUAAAACGAAAACACCAAGACACGAGAGUAUGAUAAGCGAUGAAUAUAAAGUGUACUUACAAGGGUCACUCCAAAAACAUAUCCAGAGCCUCAACAUGAAGUAG
Helianthus annuus (common sunflower) is the source of this 1888-nucleotide messenger RNA. Its product is annotated as inactive protein kinase SELMODRAFT_444075. The transcript is spliced from 7 exons. Gene Ontology annotation, molecular function: ATP binding; protein kinase activity. Gene Ontology annotation, biological process: protein phosphorylation. The coding region runs from base 107 to 1888 and encodes 593 amino acids. NCBI's taxonomy places the organism in Eukaryota, Viridiplantae, Streptophyta, Magnoliopsida, Asterales, Asteraceae. The record is from RefSeq and is a predicted model, not a curated record.